AGGGAGGCAGCCCUAAUCGCUCUCUCUCCAUCCCCCCAUCCCUCUCUCUGGGAUCACCACCCCCCGCCGCCGCCGCCCCCGCCCCGGAACCCCAGCACCCCCGCACCAUGGAGCCAGCGCCGGGGUCGCCUGAUCCGUCGGCGCACAAGGACCAGCACCAGAACAACUCCCCGGCCCCGGCCAAGAGGUCCGCCUGGAAGCAGCCCGCCUCCUCCUCCAACGGCGUCCACCUCGUCGACGCGCCCCCGCCCGGCGUCAUGGACGCCGACCACUGGCCCGCGCUCGCCGACGCCGCCAACUCCAAGGCCAAGACCGCUCCUGCUCCUGCUCCUGCUGCUACCCCUCCUUCCGUCGACUCCCCCAAGCCUGCUCCGACGGAGAACCCGUCUCCUGCCGCCGUCGCCGCCCCCUCAUCGGCUGUCGCGAAUCCUUCCAAUUCGCCCAGGCACGGCCCGGGCCCCCACCACGGCCGCCACAGGCCUGGUAGGCGCGGCGGCGCCGGAGGGAACGGCGACCACUCCCCGCGUGACCACCAUGACCGUGGCAACAACAGCGGCUGGGACCAUGGCAGUGGUAGUGGUGGAGGGAGGGGCGGUCAGAGAACCCACCACCACAACAACGGUGGUGCCGGCGCUGGUAGGAGGGGUGGCGGCAACGCUGGUGGUGGCCCUAGCGGUGGAGUCCCCCACCAUGGCGGUUUUGGUGGCCGCCGGAGAGGCGGGUUUGAGGGCUUCUACCGUGGCCCCCCCAUGGGCAUUGGGCCGUAUAUGCGGGGUGUGCCUCCCCCGCCCCCGCCAAUUGCGGUAGCUCCACCAUACAUGGGCCCUCCGCCUCCACCAAUGCGAGCUUUUGCUGGACCAAUGAUGUUCCAUGAGAUGCCGUCUCCCGUGUCUCCUGUUCCCCCGCUUUACUAUGUUGGGCCUCCUCCGCCUCCGGAGGCUCUUAGGGGAAUGGCCUUCCAACCUACUAUGGUCGGGCCACCUGCUUACCCUUACUUUCAGCCCCCGGCUGAGUCUGAGCCGGAGCCUGAACCUGAGCCGGACCCCGAGCCUGAGGCUGAGACUGAGGAUGAGCAGACCAAGCUGAUGCGUCAGAUAGAGUUCUACUUCAGCAAGGAUAACUUGUGUACAGAUGUUUGGUUCCGGCAACAAAUGGAUGCGGAGGGCUGGGUUGAUAUUCCUCUUAUAGCAACCUUCAAGAAGGUCCGAGCAUUUAACACUACUCUGCAGUAUAUAAAAGAAGCAAUUCAGUCCUCAUCUAUGCUGGAAAUGCAGGGUGACAAAGUUAGGAGGGAAAACGAUUGGAAGAAGUGGCUGAUUCCUCGAGCUGAUAUUCCUUCAAGCUCUGCAGCUGGGCCAAGCCCAAAUGUCAGUAAUCUGACAGCACACCUGGGAGGUGUUAGUCUGCAUGAAUCAGCUGGCCCUAGUAGCAAGGGGGACGAAAACCGUCCUGAGGUAGUCCCGAAUGGGUCAACUUCCAGUAAUAACCAAGCAGCAGUAGUUGAAGACGGUGCUGGUCACCGCUAGCCAUGAUAAUACAGCAUCUCCGAUUCGCACCAUGACUGCAACGGUUUUGUCCGAGCGCGAGUGACAAAGAGUACAAGUGCUAUUUUGCGAUUUUUUGAAGGUGGUAUCCUUAUGCGGUGGGUUAGACUGACAGACCGAUGGUGGUGGGUUCUUUUGUGGUGGUGUCAGAUAAGAUUUUCUUUGCCCUGUUAUUGGUGGUAUUGUGGAAGGUUUCAGCCUUUCUGGUGGUUGGUGAAAAAUGGUUACAAAGGCCAAACAAAAAGGCUUAUCUUGUGGAGGCAUCGUUGAAAUGCGAUGAGGGGGAGAAGUUGAAAACAAAAAUCGAAAGAUGAAAAGUCGACAUGUCCGGAGGGCUAGUUGCUUGGUACUGCAAUUACCCGACUGUACUUUUGGUUAUUUUGGUCUGAAAGAGUCUGAUCUAUCUCUGGUUUCCCCCGUUUUGGAUGUAAAAACCUCCAGUUUUUGACGGAGGAUGGAUGUGAACUUUCUUGCUCAGAGAGUCCGGCACCUUGGGUGUAGUGGUAUUUUACAGAUAUUACCCGUGUCUUUGCCUGUGUU
Brachypodium distachyon (stiff brome) is the source of this 2084-nucleotide messenger RNA. Its product is annotated as la-related protein 1A. NCBI's taxonomy places the organism in Eukaryota, Viridiplantae, Streptophyta, Magnoliopsida, Poales, Poaceae. The transcript has 6 exons. Gene Ontology annotation, molecular function: RNA binding. The record is from RefSeq and is a predicted model, not a curated record. Bases 108 to 1526 code for a protein of 472 amino acids.